Haliotis rufescens (red abalone) is the source of this 6150-nucleotide messenger RNA. RefSeq names its product receptor-type tyrosine-protein phosphatase alpha-like. The coding region runs from base 57 to 3707 and encodes 1216 amino acids. Lineage: Eukaryota; Metazoa; Mollusca; Gastropoda; Lepetellida; Haliotidae. Gene Ontology annotation, molecular function: protein tyrosine phosphatase activity. The record is from RefSeq and is a predicted model, not a curated record. Gene Ontology annotation, biological process: protein dephosphorylation. The transcript has 28 exons.
CUGUAGGUCUGCCUCAAUCCUCCAUCAGGACAUCAUAUAGAUGUGUAGUGGUGGCCAUGCUGUUUAUUAUCGUGCUACUUGGGAUUGUCUCCGAGGCAGUGGCAGACACCUCGUGUGCCAGGGACAGACUGGGCAACUACUGGUUCGGACCGUCCUGUAGAUUCCAGUGUCACUGCUUUGACAGAAGACAGUGUGACUUCACAACAGGAAGAUGUUCUUCGUCCGGAUGUGACAUGGGCUACUUUGGUCCCGGCUGCCAGUACUUCUCCAUUGCCUACCAACAACAAACAACACAUUCCGGUAGUUCGAGGAGUUCGCCUUCUGCUGUCGACGGUUAUAUGUCGACCUACUCUUUGACAGGAUCUACCCUGAACCCCACAUGGAGCGUUGAGUUCCAACACCCUGCCUGGAUAGUCUGGGUUGAUGUCCUUGUGCCAGCGAAUCACGGAACGCGGGCAAUAUCAAUGAAAACAACAAACAAAGACACGGACAUGCCGUGUGACGCUACGAACGCUUGGAUCACAUCUACGACGUUGAGGGUCACGUGCAGGAACGUCGUCAACGCCACCGUCAUCACACUUGUCGGCACAAACACGACGGAGUCCAAACUGGCGUUGACAGAAGUGUACGUUUACGGAGGCAGAAACAUCGCACUACGGGGAGACACGUCACAAUCCUCAGUAUAUGGUAUUUAUAAUUCGUCUCUUGCGGUGGACGCAGGCAAGUCUACCAGAUUCGAAGAUAGAUCGUGUACCCACACGGCCACUACAUCGUGUCCAGAGGCUGGGACAACAAACCCUAACUGGCUGGUGCGGCUUGGACAGGACUACCAGAUAUACAGAGUAGACGUGUACAAUAGGGGAACAGUUGGAGAGCGCCUCAAUGACUUUCGCAUCCGUUUGGGGAAAGCUGGCAUAAGUGGAUUAAAACGGGUGUACCAAGACACGGCAGGCACAGCGGCGGAAGUGACGUCAGUGCAGAUGCCAGCCAGUCGAACGGCCAACAGACUUGAGGUGACCUUGAGAGGAGAAUGCAAGAUAUUGACGCUAUGCGAGGUGCAGGUGUUCGGGGAUUGCCUAGACUACAUAUAUGGCUUAGCAUGCAACUUCACCUGCAGUUGUCGUGAUCGGGCGGAAGUGUGCAACAAGGUCGACGGAAGUUGCUUGUCAGGCUGCGCAGAUGGUUUUACUGGAGUUGACUGUAAACAAGAAUGCCCUGGAGGAAGGUACGGCUUGAACUGCAGCAACAACUGCAGCAGCAACUGUGUCGAUGGUCACUGUCUUCACGUGGAUGGCACGUGCAAGUGUGUGCCCGGAUGGAUGGGAGAUAGAUGCACAAUCGGCUGUGAGCUUGGGACAUAUGGACAUGAAUGCAGCAACAGAUGCUCCACGUGCAGAGACAUCAUGUGUCACCCUGGCAACGGCACGUGCAUUAUGGGAUGUCAGCGGGGAUGGACUGGAACUCAGUGUACAAAAGAAUGUGACACCGGUACUUUUGGCUGGGGUUGUAACGAGACAUGCGCAGUGAAUUGUGCCGAUCAACGUUGCCAUGGAGACACGGGCGAUUGUGCCAGCUGUAUUGACGGAUGGGAGGGAACGAUGUGCGACAAAGUCAAACAGACAAAUAUGACGACAGUGGCCGUAGCUGUUGUCAUCGUUCUGCUGCUGUUGAUUGCUGUUACCGUCGUCGCCGUUGUUGUGUAUCGAAGGAAGCGACGCCAGAAGCCUCCUGAUGUAGUGCCUUCAAACGAUACGAUGUUGUUUCUUCCUCAAAAAGAGAAGAUCGUUUACGAGAAUGCUGUGAUAUCACCGGUCAACGUUGACAAAGAUUUGGACACCUCGGAAGAAACUCAUGAAGAUAACAACGUCACCAUGGAAACUGAUGUGGAGACCCACGUCAUCAUAGACAAAGCAAAACUGAUCAUUGACGUCACUCCGCGUGCAGAAGAUCACGUGACUGAGGAGGCAGACGACAGCCUGGUGUACUCAAAUAAGAGCGUCACUGACGCCAGUCACGUGCUUGACGUCACAGAUCUCCCUGAUCACAUGACCGCUUGGCGAGGAGACAGCAAUUUCUUCCUGGAAGAAUACAAGUCUCUGCCUCGCGACCUUCGGACCGACAUUCCCCACGCUGUAGGCAUGAAGGAAGAAAACCGGAAGAAGAACAGAUACAAGAACAUCUGCGCAUACGACCACAGUCGGGUAGAGCUACCGUUGAUUGGCGGGGACCCUGACAGCGAUUACAUCAAUGCUUGCUAUGUCCAGGGUUAUUCCAAAGAUGAAAACUUUAUUGCAUCACAGGGUCCAACAAAGAAGACUAUGGCGGACUUCCUCCGUAUGCUGUUGGAGCUUAAAGUGCCAAUAAUCGCUAUGCUGACGAAUGUCAUGGAAGAGGGCAAGCGCAAGUGUGAACAGUACUGGGACCCUGAAGAUGACUUUAAGGUGCAGGACUUCAAGGUCGCCGUUGUAGACACUACAUCGUACGCCCAGUACACAGUCAGAACUCUUCAUAUAACGAAGACAAGCAGCCCCGACCCCCCCAGGUCCGUGACACAGUACCACUUCACAUCGUGGCCGGACAAGAGUGUCCCCACUUCACCAUGGUCGCUCAUUCACUUCCGGAACAAGGUCAUGACCUCUGACAGAGAAAAGGGACCAAUCGUCGUGCACUGCAGCGCUGGAGUGGGCAGAACGGGAACCUUCAUCGGUUUGGACUGGCUGAUGCGAAUGGCUGAAGAGGUUGGUCACGUCGACAUCUACGACUGCGUGGAACGCAUGAGGGAAGACAGAGUCAACAUGGUCCAAACUUUGGAUCAGUACAUCUUCCUGCACGAGGCGCUCGCCAUGUCCGCGCUGCUACCUCCUCCACAGUCAUGUGACGCGUUCCUCAAUCAGCCAACCAUAGACGACGCAGCUAUGAUGUCAGAGUUCAUGAAGCUGAAUUCUUUCAUUGGACUCGACUCCGUGAGGAACACCGAUACCGGCGGGUUUACCCUGAAGUCCAGUGAGAGCAUGACGAGUCUUGCUGAUGAAACUGGGUCCCAAGGUUCUAACGGAGAUGACAAUGACGGCAUGGAUUAUGCUGGUGUCGUCUUUGUGCCGGGGUUCUGGCAUCGCAAGCAGUACCUCCUGAUGGACACACCUGAUCUGACCUCUGCGGAGGAGUUCUUCAGAUGGAUGUAUGACCUUGACAUUCAAACUAUUGUUACCUUGGAUCACGAUAAUCCAAAAUUGUGGCCAGGACUCAAUGAAGUUGCUGAAUUCAACAGCUGUCGGGUGACGUGCACUAGCAUGGAGACACAGGGCCAUGCUAUCAUCAAAACACUUGUCUACCAGGAGGAGGACCUCGAGGCUAAUUUGACCCACCUGACGUGCCCGGGGUGGGCGGACUCCACUAACCUGUCUGACUCUCCCUACAUCGUGCUCGACUUCAUCAAGACGGUGAAGCAAAGCGUCACUUCCGACAGGCCUGUCGUAGUUCAGAGCAGCCCGUCAUACGGUAACGGGGGUAUCCUCUGUUGUGUGUCGACUAUGAUGGAUCAGGCGGAGGUGGACCAGACAGUCGCCAUCCCACACGUCAUCAGUCAAGUCAGAGCCUACAGACCCGAGGUCAUCCGGAGUAUGGCGGAAUACAGUCUGUGCUAUGACUGUGUGAGGAACCACCUGAACGAUACCCACGUUUACUCCAACUACAACCCCAACCCCUAGGUGCUGGUCCUGGGCUGGUGACCUGCUGAAUUAGGGGGUAGUGACGUGCUGAAUUAGGGACUGGUACUAUUCUAAAUGAGGGGGAAGGGUUAGGUUGAAGUGACAUGCCGUAUUAGGCGGUAGAGACAUGCUGAAGUAGGGGUAGAGAAAUGCUGAAUUAGGGGGUAGUGACUUGCUGAAUUGGGGGGUAGUGACAUGCUGAAUAAGGGGGUAGUGACAUGCUGUAUUAGGGGGUAGUGACAUGCUGAAUUAGGGGGUAGAGGCAUGCUGAAUUAGGGGGUAGAGGCAUGCUGAAUUAGGGGGUAGAGACAUGCUGCAUUAGGGGGGUAGAGGCAUGCUGAAUUAGGGGGUAGAGGCAUGCUGAAUUAAGGGUUAGAGGCAUGCUGAAUUAGGGGGUGGUGACAUGCUGAAUUAGGGAGUAGUGAUCAGCUGAAUUAGGAGGCAGUUACCUGCUGAAUUAGGGGGUAGUGACAUGCUGAAUUAGGGGGUAGUGACCUGCUGAAUAAGGGGGUAGUGAUCUGCUGAAUUAGUAGGCAGUGACCUGCUGAAUUAGGGAGUAGUGAUCUGCUGAAUUAGGAGGCAGUGACAUGCUGAAUUAGGGGGUAGUGACCUGCUGAAUUAGGGGGUAGUGACCUGCUGAAUUAGGGAGUAGUGAUCUGCUGAAUUAGGAGGCAGUGACAUGCUGAAGUAGGGGGUAGUGACAUGUUGAAUUAGGGAGUAGUGAUCUGCUGAAUUAGGAGGCAGUGACAUGCUGAAUUAGGGGGUAGUGACAUGUUGAAUUUAGGGGUAGUGACAUGCUGAAUUUAGGGGUAGUGACAUGCUGAAUUAGGGGGUAGUGACAUGCUGAAUUAGAGGGUAGUGACAUGUUGAAUUAGGGAGUAGUGAUCUGCUGAAUUAGGAGGCAGUGACAUGCUGAAUUAGGGGGUAGUGACAUGUUGAAUUUAGGGGUAGUGACAUGCUGAAUUUAGGGGUAGUGACAUGUUGAAUUAGGGGGUAGUGACAUGCUGAAUAACCAUGCUCAACUAGGAGGUGGUGACAUAGUUAAUUGCGGUGUAGAGACAUGCUGAAUUAGGUGGUAGUGACAUGCUGAAUUAGGGGAUAGUGGCAUGCUGAAUAAGGGGUUGGUGACAUUCUGAAUUAGGGAGUAGUGACAUGCUGAAUUAGGGGGUAGUGACAUGCUGAAUUAGGGGGAAGUGUCAUUCUGAUUGGGGGAGGGGGGAGUGACAUGCUGAAUUAAGGGGCAAUGACAUGCUGAAUUAUGGGGUAGUGUCAGAUGCUGAAUGAGGGGUUGGUGACAUGCUGAAUUAGGGGGAAGUGUCAUUCUGAAAUAGGGGGAAGUGACAUGCUGAAUUAGGGGGCAAUGACAUGCUGAAUUAGGGGGUGGUGAUAUGUUGAGUUAGGGGGUAGAGACAUGCUGAAUUAGGGGGAAGUGUCAUUCUGAAAUAGGGGGAAGUGACAUGCUGAAUUAGGGGUCAAUGACAUGCUGAAUUAGGGGGUGGUGAUAUGUUGAGUUAGGGGGUAGAGACAUGCUGAAUUAGGGGGAAGGGUCAUUCUGAAAUAGGGGGAAGUGACAUGCUGAAUUAGGGGUCAAUGACAUGCUGAAUUAGGGGGUGGUGAUAUGUUGAGUUAGGGGGUAGAGACAUGCUGAAUUAGGGGGAAGUGUCAUUCUGAAAUAGGGGGAAGUGACAUGCUGAAUUAGGGGUCAAUGACAUGCUGAAUUAGGGGGUAGUGUCAGAUGCUGAAUGAGGGGUAGAGACAUGCUGAAUUAGGGGGUAGUGACAUGCUGAAUUAGGUCGUGGUGAAACGCUGAAUUAGUGGGUAGUGACAUGCUGAAUUAGUGGGUAGUGACAUGCUGAAUUAGGGGGUGGUGACGUGCUGAAUUAGGGGAUAGUGACAUGCUGAAUUAGGGGGUAGAGACAUCCUGAAAUUAGGGGGUAGACACAUGCUGAAUUAGGGGGUAGUGAAACGUUGAAUUAGGGGGUAGUGACAUGCUAAAUUUGGGGGCGGUGACAGAUGCUGGUCAAACAAGUAACAACUCCCACGAAUGUCCAACAGCCCCUCGCCAUGUUCCGGUUUCAUCUCUGGACGUCGGCACGCCCGUAGAUGAACCAUCUGGCAGUUGUGAACAACCACAGUACACACGAGAGACAUCUUCGACAGACAUACGGAGUUCUUGUCACACUUGCCGCAUCCACGCACUUGUCCAUGACAAAGAACGCGAGCUGUAGUACUUGUCUUCGCUUUCAUUUAUCACUUUUGUCCAUAUUACAAGAGUCAUCUAAUGCAAUGUUUGAACGUCGAACCAGGUUUCAUUGAAUUGAUAUAGUUACUAUACGUUACCGACCUUCAACAAAUGUAAAAAAAAAGUUGUGUGAAGAGGGUUUAUUUACAGAUUUUACACAUGUCAAAUAUAUACAAUCAAUAAAUUACGUGUUCUAUUGUC